AAACUGUUCAAAUCAAAACACUGAACAGUCACACGUUGUUGCCAGAUGAGAGGAAUGCUGCUGCAACUAGCUAACGUCCGUUUGGUGAAUUCUGAAAACGCACAUAAGCUAUGUCGUUAGGUUAGCUAAUCAACGUAGCUACUUCCUUUGCUAACAAUAUACACAGGUUAGCUAGCAAGCAAAGAGUUUAGCCCCAAAAUACUCAUAACCAGAGCCAUCUAUGUAUCUUAAUACAUGGCUGUGCUGAUAACACCCAUGGAAUUAUAAUGAGUUAACGUUAURUAGCUCAAAUUGAGCUUGAAAACAUAGCAGUUAGCUGCAUGCAUGUCUCCAUUUUGAUGCUGUAGCUAGCUAGAUUCGACACUAAGCCAUGGAGAGUUCUAUGAAGAAAGCUGUUGUGGAACGGAGGUCGAGGCUUCUGUAUCUGUCCAUGAGGCGUAGAGAGAAGAUUAGGAAAGCCAUCAUGGAUAAACGGAUGGAAAUCCAACGGCAUAUCAGACAUAGAAUGUAUAUCCUCAAAAAAAUGAAGAGGCUUGCACAUACAUUUCAGCCACCACCAAGCUCACCUUCAAGACCAUCCUCCCCCCCAAGACCCUCACCCAUGAGACAUUACUCACCUGCAGAGCCUAAAUCAGACUGGUGGGAGAGGGUUGUGACUAAGGAGUUCCAUCCUCAAGACUGGCUCAACACAUUCCAUCUGACCAAGGACACAUUUGACCAACUCUGUGACCAGGUCAGACCGGAAGUAAAAGACCCUACCUGUCAUGUCUCUCUGGAGAAACGCGUGGCAAUGGUUAUAUUACGGUUGGCCACCAACUUGGACUAUCUCUCUAUCGGUGACCUACUUGGCACAAGCAGCACCACAGUAAUCAAAUGUGUACGAGACAUAUGCAAUAUCAUUGUGACAGUGCUGAAGCCACUCUUCAUUCAUCAGCCAAGUGAACAGGAGCUGGAGGAAAUUGCAGCUGAGUUCAACACACAGUGGGGUUUCCCUCAUUGUGUGGGUGUCAUUGAUUCCCUUCACAUUUCUGUGAAAUCUCAAAGCCAAACCAGUGAUGGCUGGAACAGCAAAGGAUGGCCCUCCACGGUGGUGCAGGGAGUUGUGAAUGGACAUGGUCACUUCUGGGACAUCCGUGUAGGCUUUUCAGGCAGCACUGAUGAUGCAACCAUACUGCAGGGCUCUGAACUAUGGAUGUUGGCGAGAGAAGGGGGACUGUCACCGAAGACACCUCACAAACUCAUGGGCCAACCUCUUGGCUAUGUGCUGUUGGGUGAUGCAGCCUUCCCUUUGCAGACCUGGUUGCUCAAAUGUUAUCCAGUGUCACCUCAACUAACACCUCAGCAACGUGCAUUUAAUACUCAGCUAAGCCAUGCACGGACCCCUAUUGAGGGUACCUUUCGUCGCCUGAAAGCCCGCUGGCAGUGCUUAAAGCGCAACAACAGCAAUGCUGCCCUGAUCCCUGUGAUGACUCAGGCAUGCUGCAUUCUACAUAAUAUGUGUGAGAUGAAUAAUGAUCCCUUUAUGGAGAAGUGGCUUGAAGAGACGAGCCAAAGCCUUUCCCAGCCGUGUGACCUAGCUCCUGCAUGUCUGGAUGACUCCAAUGGCGAGGCGGUGAGGUCUUUGCUAUGUGAUUACCUCCAUCAGCUACCAGAAUCACAGAAGCAGGACAGUACACAUGCAGCGCCACCUGACCUGGCAGACUCUCGCCCUGUCACACUCUCUGAGUGUGCUGAAGCAGUCAACAUAUUAACUACACUAGACUGACAAUGUUGAUCUGUUACAUCUGUAA
Molecule: messenger RNA, 1790 nt
Organism: Salvelinus sp. IW2-2015
Lineage: Eukaryota; Metazoa; Chordata; Actinopteri; Salmoniformes; Salmonidae
Source: RefSeq, a predicted model, not a curated record